This is a messenger RNA of Arabis nemorensis, 735 nucleotides long. The record is from the annotation of a GenBank genome assembly. NCBI's taxonomy places the organism in Eukaryota, Viridiplantae, Streptophyta, Magnoliopsida, Brassicales, Brassicaceae.
AUGGAACUGAACAAUCCAACAAGGAGAGAGGUGAAUUUUCAUCCCAAACCACAGCCUGGGGAUGAUAUGGAACUGAACAAUCCAACAAGGAGCGUUACGAUGAUUGUUUGGGGAUAUGACAAAUCUCUUUCUGAGGAUAAUAUCAAGAGCCUGUUGAGUGAACAUUUCUCUUCGUGUGGAGAGAUCACAAAAGUUCAUAUUCAUGCACACGCUCAAAGUAAGAUUCACAACAAAUAUGCUUUUGUUGAUAUCGCCGGGGUAGGUGCAAAAGAGAAGGCGUUGCAGCUUAAUGGAAGUGAUGUGGGAGGACACAAGGUACUUGUUAAGGCUUUGCCUUGGACUAGAUACGGUAAAUUUACUCCUCUUAGAGCUGUUAUGUGGUCCGAACUCAACGAGAGAUCACGCCAAGGCCCCCGUAUGGAUGUCGUUUUGGUUUCCGGGUAUGACACUUGGCUUCCUGAGGAGAGUGUCAGGAGCGCUCUGAGUGAACAUUUCUCUUCAUGUGGAGGGAUCGAUGGUGUUACUAUCGCCAAAGAAAAAGACGGUAGUCUUCACAAAACGGCUGCUAUUCACAUCUGGGGAGAAGGCAUAGCAGAGAAGGCGCGGGCUCUUAGUGGAAGUGACAUGGGAGGAUGGAAAGCAGUUGUUGAGCAUUGUUCUGAACCGAGAGACGGAGAGGUUAACGGUAGUCUUCACAUGGGUAGGAGAAGGCAGGCUAAGAUGACUAGGGAGUAG